AUGUCUCAAUUUACAUGGAAAGAUCUCAUCCAAUUAAACUCGGACUCUAAAUCCUACCUUUCACCUCUAUCAUGUAUGGCACACGUUGAUGUGAAUGCUUUUUUUGCACAAGCAGAGCAAAUACGAUGUGGCUAUACAAGAGAUGAUCCAAUUGUGUGUGUUCAAUGGAAUUCAAUUAUCGCAGUUUCAUAUGCAGCAAGGAAGUAUGGGAUCUCAAGAUUAGACACUAUUGGUUCUGCGAUGGAAAAGUCCGGUAACAAACUGAUUCCUAUACAUACAGCCGUUUUUAGAAGAGGAGAAGAUUACUGGCAAUACCAUGAUGGGUGUGGUUCUUGGAAUAGCGACAAGAGUAAACAAAUUCCUGCAAACCUAUACAAAGUCUCCUUGGAUCCUUAUCGAAGAGAGAGUCGGAAAAUAUUCAGAAUAUUUCGUAAACAUAGUGAUAGAGUUGAGAAAGCUAGUGUAGACGAAGUCUUUCUUGAUCUAGGGAAGCUUUGUUUUCAAAGAUUAUUAACAGAAGAUAUAAUAUCGAAAAGUACAGAAAAUUGUGAAAGUCUUGGAAUCUUAAGAGAAAUUUUUCAACAAGGAGAGUAUAACAUAGAUUCGACACUACCUACCGUGCCUGAGGAAUUGAAACUUUUGAAUUUUGUUGGAGAUGUUUACAAUCCUGAAAAUAAACCAUUGAUUGAAGAUUGGGAUGAUGUUAUAUUUGCAAUUGGUUCCCAACUUGUAGGAGAGAUGCGGGAUGAUAUUGAGGAUUCAUUGGGUUUUACAACAUCUGCAGGAAUAGCAAGAACAAAAUAUGUCGCUAAAUUAGGUUCAAAUUUUAAGAAACCAGAUGCACAGACAGUAAUUCUAAACAAAUAUGUUCAGGACUUUUUGGAUGGAGAAUCUUUUGAUAUUACAAGCUUUUGGACAUUCGGUGGGAAAAUAGGUAAUGAGAUAUGUACUUUAUUGAAAACCCCAGAAACUGGUAGUAUUAAGUUUAUAAGGGAAAAUUGGCCCGAUGGUCCUCAAGGGUUGCACAAUUAUCUGAAUAAAAGAAUUCUAGAAUUAUCAAAUACAAACGAAAUUCAAACAUUAGAUUCUUCCAAGACAGAAGCUCUUUCUCAGAAAUUGUAUGAUAUUUCAAGAGGUAAAUUUCUAUUACCACUAAAUGAGAAGCCGAUCGUAAAAUCAAUGAUGUCAAAUAAAAAUAUGAGGAAAGAUAGUUGUUGUAAUAUUAUUCAUGCCAUAUCAUGGAUAGAGGUUUUUUCUGGUGAGUUAACAGCAAGAAUUAAAGAACUAGAACAAGAAUAUUCUAAACUGAUUGUGCCAAAAACCGUUGUCCUCUUAGCGACUACCCUUAAAAAGAAGGUUUACAGAAAAACAGGACAUUUUAUACAUAACCACAGCGAACUUACACCGAAGGAUUUUAUUCAAAUUGGUACAAAACUAAUGCAAGAUAUCGAUAACGAAAAUUAUGGAGCUAAGAAUUCUUUCUUUUAUCCUUUGUUAAACUUGAGUAUUACAAUAUCUAAUUUUGAAAUCUUCGAUACGAAUAAGACGAUAGUUGACAUGUUUGGGAAUCAUGCCAAAAUUUUAACUAAAACAACUAAUAAUACUAAAGAAGUUGAAGGAGGGAAACAGGAGGAACUUAAUCUGUUUUGUUGUAAGUUUUGUAAUAUUAAUUUUGAAACUAAUAAGGAAUUUCAAGAACACAAGGACUUCCAUGUCGCCCUGAAACUUUCUGACGCGAUGAAUGGAAUAUCUGAAGAUUCCAAAAAUCUUACAAUAGGUGAAAGGCGGUUAUUAUUGAAUAAAAAGAGGAAGAAUUUUGAUAAAACGCCACCCAAAACUAAUAAAAAGUCUAAAGGGAAACGUGGCUCCACUCCCGGUAUAUUAAGUUUUUUUUCAAAAUGA
Molecule: messenger RNA, 1902 nt
Organism: Maudiozyma saulgeensis
Lineage: Eukaryota; Fungi; Ascomycota; Saccharomycetes; Saccharomycetales; Saccharomycetaceae
Source: the annotation of a GenBank genome assembly